Molecule: messenger RNA, 1752 nt
Organism: Schizosaccharomyces cryophilus OY26
Lineage: Eukaryota; Fungi; Ascomycota; Schizosaccharomycetes; Schizosaccharomycetales; Schizosaccharomycetaceae
Product: homocitrate synthase
Exons: 1
Coding region: 54-1436 (460 amino acids)
Cellular component (GO): mitochondrion
Molecular function (GO): homocitrate synthase activity
Source: RefSeq, a predicted model, not a curated record
CGUAACGACUUGGAACUUACCAUUUACAUAUACCACAUAUAUAUAUAUAUUAUAUGCGUCUUUCUUUUUCCCGUAACAGAACUUGUCUAGAGUUCAGCAGAAGAGUGCAAGCUAGAAAUUCGAAUUUAGUUCGUUUUCCUUCUCUUCGAAUUGCUCAAAGUGCAAAGUUUUCUACGAGAAGCGCACAAUUGGCCUCCAAACCUACAACUGCAAAAAUGUCGUCCAUCAAUGAAGCUACUGGAACUCCUUCCGUAGUUCCUCCUCGUAACCCUUAUGGAGCUAACCCGUCUGAUUUUCUUUCCCGUGUAAACAAUUUCUCCAUUAUCGAGUCCACUCUUCGUGAAGGUGAACAAUUCGCUAAUGCUUUCUUUGAUACCGAGAAAAAGAUUGAGAUUGCUAAAGCCUUGGACGAUUUUGGUGUUGACUACAUUGAAUUGACCUCUCCCGUUGCUUCUGAACAAUCUCGUCGUGAUUGUGAGGCUAUUUGCAAUUUGGGUCUUAAAAGCAAAGUUCUCACCCACAUCCGUUGUCACAUGGAUGAUGCCCGUGUUGCUGUCGAAACCGGUGUCGACGGUGUCGAUGUUGUCAUUGGUACUUCUCAAUACCUUCGUAAGUACUCUCAUGGUAAAGACAUGACCUAUAUUAUCAACAAUGCUACCGAGGUCAUCAACUACGUCAAGAGUAAGGGCAUCGAAAUCCGUUUUUCCUCUGAAGAUUCUUUCCGUUCUGACCUUGUCGACCUUCUUUCUCUUUACAAGGCCGUCGACAAGAUUGGUGUGAACCGUGUUGGUAUUGCCGACACUGUCGGUUGCGCUACUCCUCGUCAAGUUUACGACCUCGUUCGUACUCUUCGUGGUGUUGUCUCUUGUGACAUCGAAUGCCACUUCCACAACGAUACCGGUAUGGCCAUUGCUAACGCCUACUGUGCUUUGGAAGCUGGUGCUACCCACAUUGAUACCUCCGUCCUUGGUAUCGGCGAACGUAACGGUAUUACUCCUCUUGGCGCCCUUUUGGCUCGUAUGUAUGUCACCGACAGAGAUUAUGUUACUGGAAAGUAUAACUUGAAGAAACUUCGUGAUCUCGAAAACCUUAUCGCUGACGCCGUUGAGGUCCAAAUUCCUUUCAACAACUACAUCACCGGUAUGUCUGCUUUUACCCACAAGGCAGGUAUCCAUGCCAAGGCUAUCCUUGCCAACCCUUCUACAUAUGAAAUCCUUAGACCCGAAGAUUUUGGUAUGAGCCGUUACGUCCAUGUUGGUUCUCGUUUGACUGGUUGGAAUGCAGUUAAAUCUCGUGCCGAGCAACUUAACCUUCAUUUGACUGACGCUCAAGCUAAGGAGUGUACUAAUCACGUCAAGAAAUUAGCCGAUGUUCGUACUUUGGCUAUGGAUGAUGUCGACCGAGUUUUGCGUCAAUUCCACGCAGACUUGAAAUAAGUUUGUAACAUCUAGUCUAUCCUGAAUGUUCCUGUGGUGCUGAUAUCAGGAAUCAAUAGUUUUAUACAUAAUUGAUAGAGUUACACCGAAAUUUACUUUUUGGUCAUCCAAAGAUGGGUUUUAUCCAUAAAUUAUUGGGUUUCUACGCAAUGCAUUUUUAAGUUAUACUAAUGAAUGCCCGUUGUUUAAAAAGCCUAAAAAAUAAAAAUCCCUUUCAAUGGUUAAUGUUUUUUUCUUUUCAUAAGGUUUGGUGUCAUUACUUGUUUAAUAAUAUAUAUUUGCGUUUAUGUCUUUUUGAAAUAGUAGUUCUUCCGUG